This is a messenger RNA of Stegastes partitus (bicolor damselfish), 5244 nucleotides long. It is a transcript of the gene tob2, whose product is annotated as transducer of ERBB2, 2. Gene Ontology annotation, molecular function: transcription corepressor activity. The record is from RefSeq and is a predicted model, not a curated record. Lineage: Eukaryota; Metazoa; Chordata; Actinopteri; Pomacentridae. The coding region runs from base 574 to 1782 and encodes 402 amino acids. The transcript is spliced from 2 exons. Gene Ontology annotation, biological process: regulation of gene expression. Gene Ontology annotation, cellular component: nucleus; cytoplasm.
UAGAAGAGGGGAUGUAUUAACAGCGUCGUUUGUGGAGGAAAAAAAAAGAUAAUAACAAAGCGGCCAUGAUUAUAAUGUGAAGAAAGUAGUCCCUGCCGUCACGGGGGUGUGGGCGAGUCACGCUGUAUAAAUACGCCGGGUUGUCAAACAGUAAAGUUUCUCUGGAGCCUUCAUCCAAAGUGUCAGCUGGAGACAAAGUGGGAGACUCUGUCUGAGAAUUUGGGCAGCAAGGUAGACAAAUAUUCGCUGGUUUGAGGUCUGAAGCAGUGACUCGACACACCCGCCGUGAGACAUCAUAAAAGGGGAUUUAAAAAAAAAAAAAAAAAAAAAGAAGCGCAGGAGUACAAGUGGAGCUGCGGCGUCAGGGACGAGAGUUUGGACCUUAGAACACGAUAACGACAGCCUGCAACCUGCUGCCUCCUCCUUCAAGGUGCCUUUACCAUGGUGACACUAAAACAAUCAUACACUUUACAAUAAAACAGAGGAAACAACGUAUUGCAGCGGCAUUGCCUCAUUGUCGGCACCAUCGUCUUGAACGCUUUGUUCCCACAACGGCGCUAAACUGGUGCAGCCAUGCAUCUGGAAGUGAAGGUCGCCCUCAACUUCAUCGUGUCCUACCUGUACAACAAGCUGCCUCGGCGCCGAGCUGACCUGUUCGGUGAGGAGCUGGAGAGGAUACUGGUGUCUCGCUUUGAGGGCCACUGGUAUCCUGAAGCCCCGCUCAGGGGCUCUGCCUUCCGCUGUAUUCACCUGGGAGCGCCCAGGGACCCUGUGGUGGAGCUGGCCGCCAAAAGAAGUGGACUGGACACGGAGGAGGUGCGUGCAAAUGUUCCCGCAGAGCUGAGCGUGUGGAUCGACCCGUACGAGGUGUCCUACCAGAUUGGAGAGAAGGGGGCGGUGAAGGUGCUCUACCUGGAGGACCCCCCCGGCCUCGGCUGUGACAGCGAGAGAGCUGAGGGGGUGAUCAGAGAGGCUAAAGGAGAUCCAGAGGCGGAGGAGGCCAAGAGCCUGGGCUUCAACCCAGACGCUCAAGUGUUUGUACCGAUUGGAAGUCAGGCGUCUCCCGCCCUCAUGCCAUCGCUGUCCAGCUCUCCCACACCUCUGUCUGCCCCGUCCUGCCCCGGCCUCUUCAGCUACCCCAGCUCCAGCACACCCACCGACCCUGGUGUCCACUCUUCCAACACCUCCACCCCUUCUCCUCCCAGCGGCGGCCUGCCCUACCUCUCCACCCAGCAGCCGCCGUCCACUCUCCCUACGGCCCGUCCGCAGCCCAUCACCUUCACCACUGCCAGCUUCGCCGCAACUAAAUUCGGCUCCACCAAAAUGAAGAAGUGCAGCGGCGCUGGGUCAGCGGCUAGCUCCGGCGUCAUCGUACCACCGUCCCAGAGGAUGCUGUCCCGCUCUCCCACCACCAUCUCGGCACCAGAGCUGCUCAAGCACAAGCCCCUCUCUCUUUCCUUGCACUCUCUCGGAGGACCCAUCCCCAGCCAGCUCUCCCCCAACGCCAAAGAGUUUGUCUACCCAGGAUCCCCCGGCCCCCUUUACUUCGAUGCCGACACCCAGCCCAUGCAGCCUCACGCCAGCCCCUUCCAGCCCCCGCACACGGUCAACACCCAUCCGUCCUUCGAUCCGUUCUCCAGCUCUCCUGCUCAGAGCGUUGGCAUCAUUGGCAGCAACGGAGGAAUCUCGUACAUGGAGAAGCCGCCGUUCGUUGAGGGUUUAGGAAGCUACAACCUGCAAUACCCUAGUCAGUCCUUCCAGCCUGUGGUGCUGGCCAACUAAGCCUUCCUUUGUAACGAUAGGGGUUGUUGAGGAGGAGCUGGGCGUUGGACAGUGAUGAUAUUUUCAGUUUUUCUAACAAAUUGUUCUAAUACUAAUACAUGUUAAGACUUAGUUUUACUACAAAGAUUUAAAGACACCACGUCCACUGAACAUUUCAUGUGACUUGUUUUGGAUCUGUGACCCCCGCCCCCACCCUGCCGCUGUCCAUUGCUGUUACUCGUCACGUUCGGUGUGUCGGCUUUGACAGGAGUGGGCGGGGGUGAGUUGCUUUCUACCUUUAGCUGUUGCCAAUCUCUUCUGUUUAUUUUUUAUUUUUUUGCAUUGAAUGUUAAUGUAAGAGGAUUUUUCUUUUCUUUCUUGACUCGUAGUCUAAUGGACUCGGCUCCAGUAUAGCUCCAAUUUGCACUGCACUGUCAUGCUGUGAAAAAGGACUUCGCCAAGUCCUGCAGGGAAUGACGGCUGUGGAAAACUCAGCACUUUGCUCUGCAAUCUGCUCUGCCCUACUUGCCACAAAUACAGAGAGGGGGGCUCUGCUGUGUGCUUCUGUUCUGUUUUGUUGUGGCUCAGCGUGAUCGGGAGGCUCAUUGUUUGUGCGGCAGGCCCGUUACCUUUGAAAUACACUCGUGCACAGACAUAAUUGGGCUCUGCUGUUGUGAGCGGAUGUAUAUUGGAAGCAGGUUAUCGUCAGCUGGAACGUGCACAUGCCCGGGGUUUAAAUGAAGUGGGAGCAGUGGAGGGAGCAGAGAGGGAGCGAUGUAGGAGAAUGUAUUGUACCUGUCGAGGGAAGCUGCAGCGGUGAAGGUCGGGGAGGGAAACCUUUUUGAAUGUGACAGAAAGUAGAUUUUAAGACAAUAAGUGCGUGCGGAUACCUCAGCUGUUGUACAUGCAGCGACGGACGCUAUGGUCUCACACAUGAGUUCAAACGAACACCGUACGCAUUGAAAUGUGCACAUGCACGCAACUGCACUUAGCGGCGUGUGAAGGUGAACAGGCGGAGGAGGAGGUGAGGGGGAGGGGAUGCAGCAGCUAAGCAGUAGGGAUUGUGAUAAAUGGCUUAGCAUGACUUUGACUAUGAAGGACAGGUUUUCCUCAGCGUGGAGAGGAGGGAGGGGAAUGGGAAGACAGAAGGAAACGAGGGAGAGGGUUGUGUUGCCUCGGUGCCGUCCAGGCUGUACUGGCUUAGAAAGUGACACUUUAAAACCCAGAGCACGUUUCUGGUGAGCUUAAAUGGUAUUGAAGCCAAAGGCUCACACUAUUCUCUCCCUCCUCUUGAAAUUCUCCCGUGAUCUCUGCUGGCUGCUCCAAACAAAAACCUGAAUCAUACAGUUCAGGUCGCUCCGUGUCUUUUCCCAACCACAAGGAAACAAAGAGGAAUGUUAAUUACAGUACGUGUGGCUUCUGUGGCUUCACUGGGUAGAUUGUCAGAUGGCUGAUGUUACGAACGGUGUUUGUUUAACGGCUGGACUUGGUGCUGGUCCCUACAUUAAAGGGUAACCUGUCCGUGUCCAGCCCCUCAUCACUGGGCCACUGCAGACACUAAACAACCCCUCUGCCCUCUUCUUUGGCUCCUGCACCUUUUUAUUCAGCUGUCAUUUAACGCUUUCAAAGAGGAGCUCGAUCUGCAUUUCACGACGGUGACGAGACGCCGUCAGUCUUAUUCUUACCCAUUUGUAUGAAUGUUUUCCAAGCUUGUACCUAUAGAUGGUUUUUGCAUAAGAUGGCUCAAGAAACCUCGACUGCUGGUUUUGCAUCGUGACAGGUUGUCAUAUGCAUGCAACUUUUAGUUCUUCAUCCUUUUGUUGUUUUGUUUUGUUCCCCAGGGGGACGGGUGGGGAGGUGUGUAUUUCUGUAAAUGUUCCAGUUGUGAGGGAAAGAUUUUUUUGUUUUGUAAUUUAUUUCUAUAUUUUUGUUCUUGCAAAUUAUCACUCACGUUUGUAUGAGUACGACAUGGCGAGUCCAGGAAUAUGUAUAUAAAAAAAAGUUCAUAUGUUCAGAUUCUUUGUUUAGUUUCUUACAUGCUGAAGUUAUUUUUUCAGAAAAUAACAUUGAAUAUAUGCAAACCGAGACAAAAAUAAAGAUGUACAGAAUAAAGUAUUGAAUGUGUAUUGUACCUUGUACAGAAUUUGUCUAAUAAGACGGGUAAAUGUAUUCAUGCUUCAAUUUGGAUUUGGAGUUUAAGAAGUGAAUGUUUACAGUGGGUUUGUGUAGGAAAAGAUGACUGAUAUCACUUUUUCUGUGCUCCCAGGGCAGUCUGACAACACUACUCCCAUAGGCAGUACAUUUAAACCAAAAAUCUCUAUAUUUAAGAUUGAUUUUGUCCCUUUUUUAUAUGAAUUCACUGCAUUUCACCAUCUCAUGUUUGACUCACACACACACUCCUGUUUUGAUGUCCGUAUGCCACUUCAGUCCCCAGAUCUACUCAGAUAUAUGUGUUUAACGCUCCUUAUAGUAUAUUUACCAUCACGAUUCACCCGUUUCUGUUUUUGCCCAUUAUUUCGACGUGUCAUCCUCGCUCCAUCGGUCCGGUCCUUUUGGUACUGAUACUAUAGCCAUAUCCCAGACUGUCUUUGCUUACACAGAUGCUCACCCUCCUCCAGUGCAAUGUAAUGCCAUAAUUUCAAUUACCCUGAAGGAUUCAAGGGGUUUCUACCUCUCUGCACCCUAAACAAAAAAAAAACUAAAAAAAAAAAAAAACGACUCCAGUGUAUCUCUUCACUAGGAAGACGGUGUCACGACAGGUUUGAAGGAAAUGAAUGUGCUGUGAAUGUUUGUUAGUCGACCCUGGUGUAGAUGGCCUGCUGAGAAGAAAAAAAUAAAAGCGUCAGAGGGAUUGUUUUAGUCACAUGCAUGUCCCAAAAGACUUGUUUUUUUUUUUUCUGUCACAUCAGUGCAAACGAGGUGUAUUGUUCCAUUGAGGUCUACGGAUGUGAGUGAUGACUGUAAAAGCCGGUUCGCCCUCACGUCUCUGUUAGAACCAACGCUGUUUUAUGUUCCACGUUUGGACAGAACUGGCGUUUUAAACCAACCUACUCUGAACACACAGGCUACUCUACAAUCAGGGUUGAACAUUAAUGAAGAGGAAAAACAAGAAUUUUGUAUUCUGAUGUCCUUUGCUUAUAUCGAUGUGUGCAUUUUACUUUGCACUUUGGAAUAUUUCAUUGUCAUAAAAGAAGUUUAUUUUCUAUGUAAAGUUUAACAUUUAAGAGUACAAUAGAUAUAAUUAAAAGUUCAGAUGAUGUAAAGAUAUAGUGCUUUCUUUCCUGCCUGUAUUUUAUUAUUUUUCCUAUUUUGUAUCUGAUCUGUACACCCUGUAGAUGUAUAAUGAAUCUUUCACUACUGAAAUGCAAUGACCUGUUUUCUGUGCGGCCCCUCGGGAAUGGGGGGAGUUACUACUGCAGUUUCUUAUUGUAUCAGAUUCUUUUUUAAGUUUGUAAUAAAAAAAAACAAGAUUGGCAAAAACAA